Molecule: messenger RNA, 773 nt
Organism: Xyrauchen texanus (razorback sucker)
Lineage: Eukaryota; Metazoa; Chordata; Actinopteri; Cypriniformes; Catostomidae
Product: E3 ubiquitin-protein ligase CCNB1IP1-like
Exons: 5
Coding region: 18-773 (251 amino acids)
Biological process (GO): reciprocal meiotic recombination
Cellular component (GO): synaptonemal complex
Molecular function (GO): ubiquitin protein ligase activity
Source: RefSeq, a predicted model, not a curated record
UUGGAUGGCAUGAGGCCAUGUCUGUAUCCGAAUACACCUUGAUGUGUAAUUUCCACAAGUGCCGGGCCAGGCUGAGUGGGUUUGCAUGGGUCACGGCCUGCUGUCAUAUAUUCUGUGAUCAACACGGCUCGGAUGAGUUCAGCCGCACACCUGCCAUCUGUCCGACAUGCUCCUCCAUGCUCUCGGGCAAACUGGACGUGAUGCGGAUCGAGCUGGCUCCAUCAGAGCGGUACAAGUCCAUGGUUCUAGUCGGGCUGAAGCCUCACACGGUUCUGGAGAUCUGCCAUAAAGCACUGGAGUUCUGGACCUACCAGGUGCACCAGGAGAGGUUGCUAAUGGAGUACAAAUUGUCCCAAGCUGGAGGACAAGUGGUUCAGAUGGAGAAGUUUAUGACCCAGCAGAACCAGAGCAGAGAGCUUGAGUUAAACGCAUUAAGAGGGGAGAUAUCAUCAUUAAAGAAGGUGCUAGAGGAAUAUAAGCGGAAGUACAGUGAGGUUUUGGAGCGAUUGAAUGAACGAAACAGGCAAUACCAGAAGCUGCAGGGACUUUUUGACUCAAUGCGGAUGCACACUCUGGGGACAGGAGAGAAAGACAUCAUGCCCAACCCUUUCACUACAGGGUUGGCCAAACAACACACUCCCCAUAGCAGUCCUUCCUUCCUAGCACCAGAGGGUGACCGGUUCUUUUCAGUGGGACCAGAAAAUACUAAUGCUUUCUUCCAGUUCUGCUCACCAUCCCGGGACAGGACCCACACUUUUAUUAAGAAAAACUAA